AUGGCCACAGCCACUGCGCACGAAUCCUCUCCUUCACCCAACUCACCAGAGGAAGAGGAGGAGCUUAAGUUUGGCGAGGUGUGGAAAGGCGCGGCCAAAGCUCCUCAGCGACCAAAACUUGUUGACCAACUCAACGGUGGGCGACGCAAGUCGUCAGUUCAGUUCCAUACAGCCGACGCCGAAGACACCAUAAGAAGAGAAAGUGUCGUUCAAGGCUCAAAAGUCUCCCUGCCUUCACGGAAAAUGUCAUCGCCCCCUCCUCCCACACAUUACCAACGCGGCGUCUCCUUUGACACCAUCGACAAUCGAGAUGCCUCCACUGAAGCCUUCACCUUACAAUACAAGCACUGCGACUUCGCCGCCACUUCACGAAGCCGGACUUUCCUGUGCGGUACCGAUGCAAAGGACUACUCGGAAUAUGCGUUGGAGUGGAUGAUGGACGAGUUGGUCGAUGACGGCGAUGAGAUUGUCUGUCUUCGAGUUAUCGAGAAAGAUUCCAAGACCGCACAUGACACACCGUACGACCGGGACAAGUAUCGCACCGAGGCUAAACAACUGUUAGACAGUGUUAUGCUGAAAAACAGCUCGGAGGAGAAAGCAAUCAGCAUCAUCAUGGAGUUGGCUGUGGGCAAAGUGCAAGAAAUCUUCCAGCGCAUGAUCCAUCUGUACGAACCUGCUGCGCUCGUUGUUGGAACAAGAGGACGAAACCUGGGCGGCAUGCAAGGCUUACUCCCAGGGUCGGUCUCGAAGUACUGCUUGCAACAAUCACCUGUUCCGGUAAUCGUCGUUCGGCCAAGCUCCAAGCGACUGAAAAAGAAGAAGAAACGGCAACUGGAAAGUGGCCGUAGUCUCUACAGCAGCAUGCUCGAGCAAGCGCAACACGCUGGAGGGAGCCAUGUGUUUGAAAGUGCCAGCCACAGUUCAAUCUCUAUGGAAGCUACCGCGAAAGAGGCCGAUGCUGUUGCAAAGGCAAUCGGGCCGCCCAGGCGUGGUAUAUUGAAGGGUACAUACGGUGGCCCGCUUGCUCGAGUAACAUCAGCCAAAAGUGACGUGACAUCUGAUGAUGAUUCGCCUGAACGGAGCUUCGCCUUACCCAUAGGGUUUUUGAACACCGCGAGUGCUCCGAGGGCCGACAUUGCCAUGAACAGUCCCAGCAUCGCUGCUUUGGUGGAAGACUGGGAUGACAACGAGACAACGCCCACCGAGCGAGCAAGAUCACCCAAUCCGCCCUCAAAACGGUCUGAACACCGCGACAGCGACGCCGCAAUCUCGGACGAAGAGGACAUUCGUUUGCUAGUGCCCAACAUAGUCGAAGAGCGGCGGCCGUCAGUCAGAGAGACGACACCUUGGCUAGCAGACAUACUGCGCGAAAAGCCACAACGGCGGUCGUAUAGCCACGGUCGAUCCCCCUCCAGAUAA
This is a messenger RNA of Fonsecaea nubica, 1419 nucleotides long. RefSeq lists its product as hypothetical. Lineage: Eukaryota; Fungi; Ascomycota; Eurotiomycetes; Chaetothyriales; Herpotrichiellaceae. The record is from RefSeq and is a predicted model, not a curated record. The coding region runs from base 1 to 1419 and encodes 472 amino acids. The transcript has 2 exons.